AGGAAAACCGCCUUCAUGGACACGGAUACGUGGAGGAGUACUUCAGUUACAGACCAUCUGGGACUGCUCUCCCCAAGCAAUGGGCUCCCACUGACAUCCUGCCACCGGAGCUAUCGAGCUGUGUUGUGCACUGAGCUGGCGAAGCCACUGAUUAUUAGGACUAUCCCAUCGCCUCCUUUGCAGCCCGAAGAGGUCAGGGUUGGCAUCCAUUGCUGUGGGGUAAACUUUGCUGAUAUCUUGGCCUGCCAGGGUCUGUACCAGGAAAAACAUGCUCUUCCAUUCUCACCUGGAAUGGAGUUUUCAGGUGUUGUGAUGGAGACAGGAACAGAUGUCAGCACAGUGCAGAAGGGAGACAGAGUACUUGGCGUGACAAGCUCCAAGGCAAUGGCUGAGGAGUGCAUUAUUGAUCAGAAGAUGCUAUGGCAGAUCCCAGAUGGUGUGUCUUACGAACACGCUGCUGCACUGCCUGUGUCUUAUGGCACAGCCAGCUUGGCCCUUGAGCGAAGAGCACACACACAGCCAGGGGAAACAGUUUUAGUGACAGCAGCUGCUGGGGCCAUGGGACUUGCUACUAUUGAUAUUGCAACCAAUGUUUUUAAGGCAAAGGUGAUUGCAGCAGCUGGAAGUGAUCACAAAUGCAAUCUGGCACUACAGAAGGGUGCCACACACAGUGUAAAUUACAGCCAAAACAGCUUAAAAGAUGAGGUGAAGAAGCUUACUGAUAACAGAGGGGUCAAUGUAGCAAUAGAUGCUGUCGGAGGAGACAUCUUCAAGCAAGCGUUACACAGUUUGGCUUGGGAGGGCAGGAUUGUGGUGGUGGGCUUUGCUGGAGGAACAAUCCCCUCAUUUUCAGCCAACCUGCUGCUUCUGAAGAAUGUGUCUGCCAUGGGAGUAUAUUGGGGUCGGUACCGAGAAGAGGAGUUCCCUCUUUUUUCAUCCUCUAUUUCCUCUGCUCUUCAGUACUGCCAUGAGGGAAAGAUUGAACCUCAUAUUGGAGAAGUUUUCAAACUGGAGGAGGUAAAUGAAGCCUUUAGCCAUGUGAUUCAGCGUAAAUCCACUGGGAAGGUCAUCAUCUCAGUUAAAUGAAUCAGCCUGUUUCUACAGACACAACCCCCCUGCUGCUGUUAUACUGUUUUGAAGAGGAGACUAUCACUCUCAAAAGAUGAAAUAAUUAGCAUUGUCACUUUAACAUUUUUUAUGCAAGGCUCAAGUGAUUUUUCACAUGGUUUGUUUAUCAUCACCAGUAGCACAGAGGGGUUGGGAGUGGUUAUGAUUUAAUGGGAAAAACAUUUGCACUUUUGGCUUACUGUGGUGGAGGUGCAAUAGUGCUUGACAAACAGUGUGAGGAAUCCUAGGGUACAUAAGUCUUUGCUAUGACAAGAGAAGACAUGUGGAUAUGCAGUUGAUAUCAAUGUAAACAGAAUCUGAUUAAAAGUUUCACUGCUGGGAGAUAAUGUACUUACAGCCUCCUUGUGUUGUAUACCACCUGGGCUUCUUA
Molecule: messenger RNA, 1498 nt
Organism: Alligator sinensis (Chinese alligator)
Lineage: Eukaryota; Metazoa; Chordata; Crocodylia; Alligatoridae
Product: quinone oxidoreductase-like protein 2
Exons: 10
Coding region: 16-1086 (356 amino acids)
Cellular component (GO): mitochondrion
Molecular function (GO): oxidoreductase activity
Source: RefSeq, a predicted model, not a curated record